AUGUUUUUUUUUAAAUUGCCAAUAUAUGCUCAUAAAAAAUUGAACUUUUCUUAUAAUUCAAAAAGAAAAUUUUUUAUUUUUUUAAAAAAUGAAAAUAAUAUAAGGUUAAAUCUGCAUUAUAAACUAAAGUAUAAAAAUAAUUUUAUAGAAAUAAAUAAAGUAUAUUUUAAUUCUUUAUCUGAUAAAAAAAAGAAAAAUCUUGGAGAAAAACAGAAAAAUAUAAUAUUAAAAGAUGAUGCUUAUGAAAACAAUGAAUGUAUUUAUAUUAAAGACGAAAAAAAAUUAGUUGUACUUAAGAAAACUAAAAGUAUUAUUAAUGAAAAUAAUAUCAAAGAUUAUCACUUAAAUGACAAAGUAAAAAUAAAUAAAUAUGAUGACAUUGAAAAAAAUAUCCAUUCUAGUAAAUUAGGUGAUAAUAUAAAAGAUAUCUAUUAUGAUAAUUCAAAUAACAAUUCAGAAAAAGAUAACUUAUUUAUUAAUAUAAAUGACAAUAUAGAAGAAAAUGUUAAUUUAAUAUACGAAACUUAUGAUAAAGAAGAAAAUAACAAAUUUAUUACUUUAAAUGAUAAUGGAAAAUAUAAUAAGUAUAUUAAUAAUACAAAUGACGAUACAAAAAAAAGGAACAGCCAUUUUAACAAUGUUACAAAUUAUGAUAGAGAAAACAAGGAAUGUUUUAGUAAUAAUAUAAAUAAUGAUGUUGAAAAAAAAAAAAAUGAAGCAUUAAUGAAAUUAUUAACAGAAGAAAAUGAUAAUAUUAUGUUGAGGAAUGAAAAAAGAUUUUGUGAUUUUUUAUGGGUUGUAGCAAAAUCAGGCAAAGGAGGAUCACCAAAUUAUAAAAAACAAAGAAGUAGAAAAUUAAAGGGAGAAGGAUAUGGAGGACAUGGAGGUAAUAUUAUUUUAAAAAGUAAAAAAAGUAUUUUCGAUUUAAUUAAAAUCGAACAAAAGAUUAAAGCUAAUAAUGGAGAGGAUUUUAAAGAAAAUAGUAGAGGAAAAGAUGGAAAAGAUAAAAUUGUAUAUGUUCCGGUAGGUACUAUAGUAAGAAAAAAAAUUUCUUGUAGAAAAAAAAAUGAAAACAAUAGAAAAAUUUAUAAAAGUGUGUUCUGGUAUCAAUUUUUAAAUGAAAAUGAAGAAUUACUAGUAGCCAGGGGAGGAAAAGGAGGAAUUUCUUAUUCCUAUUUUAAAAAGCAUGAUUUUAGAUUACCAGAAGAAAGUGAGAAAGUACUAUUAGAAUUAGAACUAAGAUUAUUAAAUGAUGUAGCUUUUAUAGGAAUUGAAAAUAGUGGUAAAACGUCCUUAUGUAGUAGUUUAAGUAAAUAUUAUGGAAACAUAAAUAGUGAUAUAUUUACUACGACCAUCCCUCAUAUAUCUAAUAUUAAUUAUAUAGAUGGAGUUCAGAUAACAUUAUUAGAUACACCGUUUUUAUUUUAUAAUGCUCAUAAAGAUAAAAAUAAAGGUAAAAGAAUAUUGAGGCAUUUAUAUAGAAGCAAAUUAAUCGUAUAUGUUGUAGAUGUUUCUAAUGAUAAAUUAAAAAAUGUAGAUGAUUUGCAAAUAAAUGAUUAUUACUUAGAAAGUUUAAAAAAAGAGAAUUACGUAAAAAAUGAGGAAACCAAUUAUGAGAGUAAUAAAGAUAUUAAAAAUCAAUUGGAUAAUAAAAUAAAAUGGCAAAUAACUCAUAGAGAAGAUGAUAACUUAAAGGAUUAUUAUAAUGACACUAUAAAACAAAUAAAAAUGCUUAGAAAUGAAUUGUUCUUAUUUAAUCCUGAAUAUUUAAAAAAAAAAGAGUUAGUUGUAGCAACAAAAUGUGAUAUGCUACAUAAAAAUUCCUUGCUUAAUUUAGAUUCGUUAUAUUUUCGUUUGAAAAAUAUUUUUCCAGAAAUUGAGGUAAUUGGAACAUCGGCAAAAUUUGGUUUAGGUAUUAAAUCACUUAGUAAAAAAAUAAGAGAAUUAGUUUAUCCACAAUAUAUUCUACAAAAUAAUAAAUUAUAUUCUAAAAACAUAGAAGAUUACGUUAUACCUACAUAUAAAGACUUUAAAGAAGGAAAGAAAAAAUUAAAAGAUUAUGAAUUACCAGAAAAUAUUAAACAUAUAUACGAUCAUAAUUAUAAAGAAAAUUUUGAAUAUUUUUUAAAAAAAAAGAGAAAUAAUACAGAUAUGCAUGAAAACGAAAUUAACUCAAAAGAAAACAUUAAAUUUUUAGCUGAUGAUGAAACAUAA
Plasmodium gallinaceum is the source of this 2214-nucleotide messenger RNA. RefSeq names its product GTP-binding protein, putative. Lineage: Eukaryota; Apicomplexa; Aconoidasida; Haemosporida; Plasmodiidae. The transcript has a single exon. Gene Ontology annotation, cellular component: mitochondrion. Bases 1 to 2214 code for a protein of 737 amino acids. Gene Ontology annotation, molecular function: GTP binding; GTPase activity. The record is from RefSeq and is a predicted model, not a curated record.